UUAGGGUCACCUCGAAUGGGAUUGUUUAUCUGCAUUCCAUGGAUUCAAUGUCUCUAGUGUGGUGGCUCCAUCCCCUUAUAAAGGCCGAAACUUUGAUCGGACAUCUUACCUUGAUCCUGACCUUUAAUCCAUCAGUAUGAAUAUCCGAUGUGCCAAGACCGAGGAUCUGAUGAACAUGCAGCAUUGCAAUUUGCUGUGUUUGCCGGAAAACUAUCAGAUGAAGUACUACAUGUAUCACGGGCUCUCGUGGCCUCAGAUCAGUUUCGUGGCCGAGGAACCGGCCACUGGGGCCAUCGUGGGCUACGUGCUGGCUAAAAUGGAGGAGGAAACCGAAGGCACGGUGGGCGGGGCCGAUGAGCCUCACGGUCACAUUACGUCCUUGGCCGUGAAACGCUCCCACCGCCGUUUAGGCUUGGCUCAAAAGCUCAUGGACCAGACGGCGCGCGCCAUGGUCGAGACCUUCAACGCCAAGUACGUGUCCUUGCACGUGCGGAAAAGCAAUCGAGCCGCCCUCAAUCUCUACAAAACCGCGCUCCUUUUUCAGAUCAGUGAGAUCGAACCCAAAUAUUACGCGGAUGGAGAGGACGCUUAUGCCAUGAAGCGCAAUCUGGUAGUUUGGGCCGAACAACAAGGGAUCUUGCCGGCUGAUCCCGACUCGUUUUUCAAAUCUAAAGGCAUGGAAGAAAAAAAGAAAUAGACAUUGUCAAUCCUUACCUGUCUAUUUGCGACGCUCAAUGUUAGCCAUGGACAUGUAUGAAUUUGUAAUAACCAUGAAAUCCUUCUUGGUUUGACCUCAAUGGUCAAUUCAAGGCCGACUAUUCGAACAAAAUCGGUCAGGUUUCUUUAAGAUUCAGGUUUCUUUAAGAUUCAAGUUUAUGAGAGAAACCACGAGUUUUCAAGACCAAAGUGUUUGUUUGGAGGAGAAAGUUAUGAUUUAGUGUAAAAAAAGUCCUUAAGAAGGACUGUCUCGCCGAGCGGUCUAGGAGGCAACUCGAACAAGGCAAGAAUCUUCUCCUCAGAUGUCUGGGGCUAAAAUUCCGGAGCCGGAAGUAACCCUUUAGGCUAGCUAGACCACUGAAGUCCACCUCUCUUCUUUCUCAGAUUCCUCCAUUGUUCAAUAUGCUGCCUUCAAAUAUUCGUAGGGAAUAAGUGGGUGUUGAUCCAGCAACAUCCUUAAAGUCAGAAUUGGACAAGGUUUUGACCAAAAUUUCUGAUCAACCCUAUGUUUAAGGGCUAGCCAGAUGUGCCAACCUUAAUUCGUUUGUGGAUCAGAUAUCAUGUGAAUAGAAGAUAAAUGAAAACGUUUUUCUCCUUGGAACUGCUGGGGAGCCCAUUCCCAGUAGCGGUAAGGACGUCCACAAAAUAUAAAAAGUCUUCAUCUAUAGCUCCUUGUCAUUAUCAAAUCCUGAUGGAACGAGGCGAGUAGGGGUUUUAGUUCAUGGAAUUAGUAUUCAAUGUCACUAGGCAAUAUCAUUUUUGUGUUUCCUUGUUCUUUUUCUCGAAUGUUUAUCGAUGAGUGGCCCCUUGUAGUGUUUUAGAAUAAUGUUUUUGAUCAUUUUCAUUCGAAACGACUCUUCGUUCUUUAAUCACCAUGUUAAAAUCAGAUUUUAGCUUUCAACAACGACUCUAAAUAUUGGAACGUAGCGUUGUCCUCCAAGGUCACGGCACAAAAUGUCACUUUUCCACUUGGCUACUUUGUUCAGAUCAAACUGGGGAAUUUUGCUCACUUUUGUAAAAACCCUCGGAGAACAUGAAGUGCUAAUUUGGCCGAAAAGGAUUUCGGACUCACAUUUAUUUUGUACAACAGUAAGUUUGGAAAGUGUGAAGCAGAUUCAGAACAAAAUGUUGUAACUCCACCUUGAUUAAUCCUGCAUUUUAUUCCUUUUCUACGUCAAUACGUAUUUAAUCAUCUGUUGGCCCUAACAGUGUUUGUCAAGCAUUUUGUUGCUCAACCCUUGGAAGCUCGUCCCCCUUCGCUCCAAUUCAUUCAACCAUUGGUCGUCAUGCUUUGCGCGUUCAAAUGCGAGGGUUUUUUCGUACAUCUUCGCUCUCUUUACGUUUAGUUUCCAUUUCCUCGCCUACGUUACGUAAAGCGAAAUGUGACGACUGCUUCGUAAUCCGUCAUCCGCUCGGGUUCAGUGGGUGUCAUUCCGACUAUCACAACUCGCACGUGGUCUUUGGUUUCCUCAUCCACAUACGCGGUUGACCGACGUAUCGGUAUCAUCAUCAUCACCGUUAUUGUCGCAACAUUCGGCUAUACGACAAACUGGAUGAUCGAAGCAGUUGGUGUUUGUGUUUGAAAGAUCGAAGAAUGUGAAAAACCGUAGGGGCCUACUUUAUGCCAAGGAUAAGUUAGCCUACUCUUGAUUCUAAAGAACAGAAAUCUUGAGGAAAACAACCGUAAUGAGCGUAUAACGCAAGCGUGGUGGAGCAAAAUAACCAUGGAAGCAUCUCGGGGUUUCGCGUUUUGGCUGGUGGUGGCUCUCAUUGUCUUGGACUGCUCUAAGACCCAUGCACUCAAUGACUCUGGGUUCUAUUCGGCCAGUUUGAACACGCCCGGAUCUUUGUUCUCAGGACCUUUGGUGGGGGCUACGUUUCUUGAGAAUAUCUACAAUAGCUACAAUGCUACAGGAUUACUCGCUCUAGGAACCAUCUUUUUAGCUGCUAGUGGUUUCAUUGCCUUGAAAAGCUUGCCACCUCCAGAGGAAGUCAAGUACCAAGUUGAGGAAUGGAAGAAAGACCCCUUGGCAUUUUUGCCCCAAAUUAAGAAACCCAAUCUGAAGACGGUCCAACGUCAAGAUGUCACCUUCAACUACGAUCUCCACGGUUACGACCCUUAUGACAAUGGAAUCUCUUCCACUGCUGCAAGUACUUAUCCCAGGCACUUUCAUGGCUCUCUGGCACCAGAUUUCCAGAACUCCCAGUACAAUUUUGUGGCCAAUUCUCCCGGACCACCAUAUUCGUCCAUACCGGCCAUUUCGACCGUUCACUCGGUUCCAACAGAACCCGUGAGCUCGAGGCGGCAACAAAUCGUGAUGAAGAUAAAAAACGCGGAUCCAUCCCAAGAAUCCUCUUUGCUUGCACGUAUUAAGAAUGCCCUGACUAAAACCGUAGAGAACUUUGCCAGCAGUCCCAAUUCUUUCGCUGAGUCAGGCGUUGGUGGUGUUGAUGUGGAUUAUGGUCAAUCCGAGAAUAUUCCCGUCUACGACUUUUUUGAACCCAGGCCGAAAGUGAAAAGACCCCCGCAGCAAUACAUCCCUUAUCUCAAGCGCAAUCAAAAUAAAAUUUACGAGCAUGCCAACACUCAGAUAAUCCAAUUGGAGAAGAGACGUCGACAGUUCGCGCCCACGAAAGCUUCACCCCCGAACCACACUCCUUCGAAGUAUAGCACAAAGUUUCCCUGGAAGCAAUACUACUGAUCUCAAUCGUCUAGUCAAUCAAGUCAUCCGUGUGGAGCCGUCGCGAAUCGGGAUGUGAUGCAAAGAAGCUCAUGGAUUCAUUACAAUGAAUCAAAAAUGUCAAAGGUUAUAAGUGAAAGUUUUUUCUACAGACUGCGGGCUUUUUGAUGAGGAAGAACAAAAGACUGUGAGCGUUGAACUGUCCAUUCAAAAGUUCAGGGCUUGAAACCGAGGCAAUUCUCGCAAGCCUCAUCUGGUUUCAUUGGCUACGCUUCUAUGCACAAAGUGGCGUAACCAUGUACAAUUUACAUACAUAUACGAUGGAUUGACCUGCAACAUCUCAUUUCAAGUGACGAUGUUUUCUUUUACAAUGAAAUGUACUUGACUUGAUUUUUUUCCCCUUUAUUAUGCAACAAUUUAACAAAAAUACAAAUUGCUAUUCUGGCUUUUAA
Messenger RNA from Tigriopus californicus, 3850 nucleotides. RefSeq names its product N-alpha-acetyltransferase daf-31-like (gene vnc). The record is from RefSeq and is a predicted model, not a curated record. Lineage: Eukaryota; Metazoa; Arthropoda; Copepoda; Harpacticoida; Harpacticidae. Gene Ontology annotation, cellular component: NatA complex. Gene Ontology annotation, biological process: N-terminal peptidyl-glutamic acid acetylation. The transcript has 5 exons. The coding region runs from base 137 to 697 and encodes 186 amino acids. Gene Ontology annotation, molecular function: protein N-terminal-serine acetyltransferase activity; protein-N-terminal-glutamate acetyltransferase activity.